This is a messenger RNA of Gallus gallus (chicken), 4607 nucleotides long. RefSeq lists its product as uncharacterized. Lineage: Eukaryota; Metazoa; Chordata; Aves; Galliformes; Phasianidae. The record is from RefSeq and is a predicted model, not a curated record. Bases 16 to 1020 code for a protein of 334 amino acids. The transcript has 2 exons.
GGGGAUGGCACUGGGAUGGAACCACAAUGGCGUUGGGAUGGAACCACAACAGUGUUGGGAUGGAACUGGGAUGGAAACACAACGGUGUUGGGAUGGCAUUGGGAUGGCAUUGGGAUGGCACCGAAAUGGGACCGGAAUAACACAGGGGUGGCAUUGGGAUGGCACCACAAUGGUGUUGGGAUGGCAUUGGGAUGGCACCACAACAGUGUUGGAAUGGCAUUGGGAUGGCAUUGGGAUGGCACCGAAAUGGCGUUGGGAUGGAACUGGGAUGGAAACACAACGGUGUUGGGAUGGCACUGGGAUGGCAUUGGGAUGGCACCACAAUGGUGUUGGGAUGGCAUUGGGAUGGCACCACAACAGUGUUGGAAUGGCAUUGGGAUGGCAUUGGGAUGGCACCGAAAUGGCGUUGGGAUGGAACUGGGAUGGAAACACAACGGUGUUGGGAUGGCACUGGGAUGGCAUUGGGAUGGCACCACAAUGGUGUUGGGAUGGCAUUGGGAUGGAAACACAACGGUGUUGGGAUGGCACUGGGAUGGCAUUGGGAUGGCACCACAAUGGUGUUGGGAUGGAACUGGGAUGGAAACACAACGGUGUUGGGAUGGCAUUGGGAUGGCACCAAAAUGGGACCGGAAUAACACAGGGAUGGCACUGGGAUGGAAACACAAUGGCGUUGGGAUGGCAUUGGGAUGGCACCACAAUGGUGUUGGGAUGGCAUUGGGAUGGCACCAAAAUGGGACCAGAAUAACAUGGGGAUGGCAUUGGGAUGGCACCACAAUGGUGUUGGGAUGGCACCGGGAUGAUAUUGGGAUGGCACCAAAAUGGGACCGGAAUAACACAGGGGUGGCACUGGGAUGGCACCACAAUGGCGUUGGGAUGGCAUUGGGAUGGCACCGAAAUGGGACCAGAAUAACAUGGGGAUGGCACUGGGAUGGCACCACAAUGGUGUUGGGAUGGCACUGGGAUGGAAACACAACGGUGUUGGGAUGGCAUUGGGAUGGCACCGAAAUGGGACCGGAAUAACACAGGGAUGGCACUGGGAUGGAAACACAAUGGCGUUGGGAUGGAACCACAACAGUGUUGGGAUGGCACUGGGAUGGCAUUGGGAUGACACCACAAUGGUGUUGGGAUGGAACUGGGAUGGAAACACAACGGUGUUGGGAUGGCAUUGGGAUGGCACCGAAAUGGGACCGGAAUAACACAGGGAUGGCACUGGGAUGGAAACACAAUGGCGUUGGGAUGGAACUGGGAUGGCACCGAAAUGGGACCGGAAUAACACAGGGGUGGCAUUGGGAUGGCACCACAAUGGUGUUGGGAUGGAACUGGGAUGGCAUUGGGAUGGCACCACAAUGGUGUUGGGAUGGAACUGGGAUGGCACCAAAAUGGGACCAGAAUAACAUGGGGAUGGCACUGGGAUGGCACCACAAUGGUGUUGGGAUGGCACCGGGAUGAUAUUGGGAUGGCACCAAAAUGGGACCGGAAUAACACAGGGGUGGCACUGGGAUGGCACCACAAUGGUGUUGGGAUGGCACUGGGAUGGAAACACAAUGGUGUUGGGAUGGCAUUGGGAUGGCACCAAAAUGGGACCAAAAUGGUGCCAGGAUAAGAAUGGCAUUGGGGUGGCACCGCAAUGGCACUGGGAUGGCACCAGUACCAAAAUGGGACCACAGGAGCGGUCCCACUGGGAUGGAAGUGGGGGGUACUGAGAUGGCACCCAAAUGGCACCCAAAUGGCAUCAGAGUCACACAGGGGUGGCACCAAAUGGUGCCAAAAUGGUGCCGGAAUAACACAGGGAUGGCACCGCACCAACAGCACAAUGGCACUGGGAUGGCACUGGGAUGGCACUGGGAUGGCAUUGGGUUGCCACGUCCCUCAUGUGUCCCCAGGGUGUCCCCAUCGCAUCCUCAGUGUGUCCACACUGUGUCCCUCAUGGGUCCCCAAUGUGUCCCCAAUAUGUCUCCAAUGUGUCCCCAGUAUGUGCCCUAUAUGUCCCCAAUGUGUCCCCAGUAUGUGCCCCAUAUGUCCCCAAUGUGUCCCCAUCGCAUCCUCAGUGUGUCCACACGGUGUCCCUCAUGGGUCCCCAAUGUGUCCCCAAUAUGUCCCCAACACUGUCCCCAGGGUGUCCCCAUCGCAUCCUCAAUGUGCCCACACUGUGUCCCUCAUGGGUUCCCAAUGUGUCCCCAAUGUGUCCCCAGUAUGUGCCCCAUAUGUCCCCAAUGUGUCCCCAUCACAUCCUCAGUGUGUCCACACUGUGUCUCUCAUGGGUCCCCAAUAUGUCCCCAGUUUGUCCUCAAUGAGUCCCCAAUAUGUGCCCCAUAUGUCCCCAGGGUGUCCCCAUCGCAUCCUCACGUGUCCACACGGUGUCCCUCAUGGGUCCCCAAUGUGUCCCCAGUGUUGUCCCCAAUGUGUCCCCAAUGUGUCCCCAUCACAUCCUCAAUGUGCCCACACUGUGUCCCUCAUGGGUUCCCAAUGUGUCCCCAAUGUGUCCCCAGUAUGUGCCCCAUAUGUCCCCAAUGUGUCCCCAUCGCAUCCUCAGUGUGUCCACACGGUGUCCCUCAUGGGUCCCCAAUGUGUCCCCAAUAUGUCCCCAGUGUGUCCCCAAUGUGUCCCCAGUAUGUGCCCCAUAUGUCCCCAAUGUGUCCCCAUCACAUCCUCAGUGUGUCCACACUGUGUCCCUCAUGGGUCCCCAAUGUGUCCACACUGUGUCCCCAAUAUGUGCCCCAUAUGUCCCCAAUGUGUCCCCAUCACAUCCUCAGUGUGUCCACACUGUGUCCCUCAUGGGUCCCCAAUGUGUCCCCAGUGUUGUCCCCAAUGUGUCCCCAAUGUGUCCCCAUCACAUCCUCAAUGUGCCCACACUGUGUCCCUCAUGGGUCCCCAAUAUGUCCCCAAUAUGUCCUCAAUGUGUCCCCAAUGUGUCCCCAGUAUGUGCCCCAUAUGUCCCCAAUGUGUCCCCAUCGCAUCCUCAGUGUGUCCACACGGUGUCCCUCAUGGGUCCCCAAUGUGUCCCCAGUGUUGUCCCCAAUGUGUCCCUAGUGUGUCCCCAGUAUGUGCCCCAUAUGUCCCCAAUGUGUCCAUGCUGUGUCCCUCAUGGGUCCCCAAUGUGUCCCCAGUGUGUCCUCAAUGUGUCCCCAAUAUGUGCCCCAUAUGUCCCCAAUGUGUCCCCAUCGCAUCCUCAGUGUGUCCACACUGUGUCCCUCAUGGGUCCCAAAUGUGUCCCCAAUAUGUCCCCAUGGUGUCCCCAUUGUGUCCUCUGUGUGUCCCCAACAUAUCCCCAAUGUGCCCUCGUUAUUUCCCCACUGUGUCCCCAAUGUGUUCCCAGUGUGUCCCCAGUGUGUCUCCAAUUGGUCCCCAAUGUGUCCCCAACAUUUCCCCAACAUCCCUCAAUGUGUCCCCCAUGUGUUCCUAAUGUGUCCCUAACCAUAUCCCCAAUGUGUCCCUAAUAUUACCUCUGUGUGUCCCCAAUAUGUCCCCAACCCCCCCCAAUGUGCCCCCGAUGUGUUCCUGAUGUGUCCCUGAUGGGUCCCCAAUAUGUCCCCAUGGUGUCCCCAUUGUGUCCUCUGUGUGUCCCCAACAUAUCCCCAACGUGUCCCCAAUGUGCCCUCAUUGUUUCCCCAAUAUGUCCCCAAUAUAUCCCCAAUGUGUCCCCACCAUUUCCCCAACACCCCCCCAAUGUGUCCCCAACAUUUCCUCUGUGUGUCCCCAACAUGUCCCCAAUAGGUCCCCAAUAUAUCCCCAAUAUGUCCCCAACACCCCCCCAAUGUGCCCCCCAUGUGUUCCUGAUGUGUCCCCAACAUAUCCCCAAUGUGCCCUCAUUGUGUCCCCAAUAUAUCCCCAAUGUGUCCCUGAUGGGUCCCCAAUAUGUCCCCAUGGUGUCCCCAUUGUGUCCUCUGUGUGUCCCCAACAUAUCCCCAAUGUGUCCCCAAUGUGCCCUCAUUGUUUCCCCCAUUGUGUCCCCAAUAUAUCCCCAAUGUGUCCCCAGCAUUUCCUCAAUGUGUCCCCAACAUUUCCUCUGUGUGUCCCCAAUGUGUCCCCAAUACAUCCUCAAUGUGCCCUCAUUCUUUCCCCAAAGUGUCCCCAAUAUAUCCCCAAUGUGUCCCCAGCAUUUCCUCAAUGUGUCCCCAACAUUUCCCCAACACCCCCCCAAUGUGUCCCCAACAUUUCCUCUGUGUGUCCCCAACAUGUCCCCAACCCCCCCCCAAUGUGCCCCCGAUGUGUUCCUGAUGUGUCCCUGAUGGGUCCCCAAUAUGUCCCCAUGGUGUCCCCAUUGUGUCCUCUGUGUGUCCCCAACAUAUCCCCAAUGUGUCCCCAAUGUGCCCUCAUUGUUUCCCCCAUUGUGUCCCCAACAUAUCCCCAAUGUGUCCCCAAUAUAUCCCCAAUGUGUCCCCACUGUUUCCCCCAUUGUGUCCCCAGUAUAUCCCCAAUGUGUCCCCAUUGUGUCCCCAAGGUGUCCCCAGUAUAUCCCCAAUGUGUCCCCAUGUGCUCAGCCCACGCAGUCGUUCUGUUCCCAAUUAAUUUGCCCCUCAUUUGGUUCAUUUCGUGCUCUGUUAAUUACCGUGCUGGGGUCGGUCACGCAGCGUUCGGUCUCUAAUUACAGAGCUGUGCUCGUUAAA